Ectocarpus siliculosus is the source of this 1689-nucleotide messenger RNA. The record is from the annotation of a GenBank genome assembly. NCBI's taxonomy places the organism in Eukaryota, Phaeophyceae, Ectocarpales, Ectocarpaceae.
AUGCAAGAGACACAGCAGUGUCGGACCGAGAGCUUGGAUGGGACAAGGCGACCGCCCGCGCUCACGCCGAGGAGAUAUGGACCGAAGCGCGGGGUGUCAGCAGCGGCUGCGUCUCCCGUGCUGCCGACGACCCCCGGCAGCCCGGUGGCGGUUGCCGCCAGAGUAAUCUCUCAGGAGGAGUCCGUCCGUUCCACUCUAAGGAUGAAGAGAGCGGCAGAAGCGAUAGCUCUCGAAGACGCCCGGAUACUUGCAGAAGUGAAACACCAAGAAGAGCAGCGAAGGCGCCAGUCGGAGCACAGGGUGGCCGAAUCACCCCCCCCUCCAAGGCCUGAAGACGACCACGGCGACGACCCUGCCAAAGAAGAAGACGCCAGAGCCCGGAAAGCCGAGAAGAUGCGUGUGCGGGCACUGCGGGCUCUCGCGGCUCGUGAAGAGGCCGAAAUCGAUCGGGAUAGAGCACUGGAGCUUACCCUGGAGGUGUUGAGGAGGAAACACGCCGACAAGCGGCGGGGAGUCAGCACAAUUCCUUCAGCACCAGCCUACAAGAGGGCGCAUUCCCCGCCAAGGAAAAGCAAGAGACCGGAUGACCACCGGACUACCUUGGCGAGGAGGGUUAAGGACUCGGCCGCCAGGUCGUGCGGCCUGAGCCAGGCGCAGGUUCUCCUGCUCCGACGGUCGAGGAAACUUGGUCGAGAGGGCGACGCGCCCAGGACGGUUUCCGAGAGGCGAACGGAACAGCUGGCUCAACCAAAAGAACACCGACCAGCUACGCGAACAAGAAAUUCGGCCACCGAGGCGUUGGUGGAGGAGCUAACAAAAACAAUGACGGACAAGGAAAAACGAGCGUUCUUACACGCGUGUUUGGCGGAUGCGAAGGAGUGCACCCAUCGACCAUACACCCGUUCGGCAGCAGCAGCCGCUCGACACCGAAAGGGCGGUGCGGGUGAUGGUGCAACAGGGGGUGGUGAGGAGGCCAAGGAUGGGUCAGGACCUGGAGCAAGUAUUGACGCGUUCCUUUAUCGAAUGGGCGCCCAAGAGCGAGCCAAGAACGCCGCGAUGGAGCAUCGUCGAGGCGAGCUGGCAUACAAGGCCGUUCUGGACAAACGAGUUUGUCCAGGCUGCGGGGCCGAGCAAUCCUACGAUGAGGUUGAGGAGAAACGAAAGAUAUGCCCGAACUGUGAGGCUGAAUAUCGCAAGCCGAAGACGUGGGCAAGCGUCCGAAAGGAUUUCCUGAACCGUGUGGAGGCAUUUCAAGAGUCGAAACGGGAAGCUGUUCAGGCUGCUACGCAAAGCAGGAUGCGGACGUUCGCGCUUGGAAGCCAUCGUAGCUACGACGGCGCCGAGAGGGAACGCUUGUUCUGGGAAGACAUCGAGGACGACUUCGUUUACAGGCUGCAGGAGGAUGCAGCCAGACGGCAAGAGUCUCUUGAAUCUCGGUCAGCGGCUCUUUACCAGGACUGGACGUUCCGGCCUACGCUCAGCGCCGCUAGUGAGCGUGUUGUAGACGAAAGCGCAUGGGCAGGUUCGUUCUCCGAACUACUGUACACUUUUCGGUUGUCACCGGCUCUACGUGCAGGGCAGCUAGAUUCAGGGGUGCAUGUCAAUUUUUGCGCAGACGUAUCCCUACAUCUCGCAGCAACUCGUACCCACUUGCUCGCCUGCCGAACAUUCUGGUCAGCAGGCGUGUAA